GAGCGGGGGAGAAGGCGGCAGCAGCGUUUGCAGAUGGUGCAAAAAGGCAAGGAGGGCGAGAAAAGCAAGCAAAGCAAUGAAGGUCAAUAGCACAAAGGCCGAGACCUCUACAGCUAUCGCGGCUCUACCUUCCACAUCUUCCUUCUGGAGAGUCAUAGUAAGAAGUGCUACGAGCUUUGAGAUGAGGAAGCGAGCCAAAUCGCAGGGGAAGAAAAAGAAGGCGCGCAUAACUAGCGUCAUGCAGCCAGUGGCGAGGGUUUCGCUUAGCGCAAAGACGAGAAAGGUGAGACGAGAAGAGGGACGAGCGGUCGUGACGAGAUCCCACGAGUGCCUGUCUGACAUAGAGCGUGGCGGGAGCGAUUGCGUGCAGCAGAGCGGAGGAGCAGAGAGCUAUACCGCAUCUUCGGGAUUGCAGAUCAGCAAGUCCUUCAUGGCUGGGUCCACCUCGAAUCGUCGGUAUGUCGGCCACUUCAGAAAGGCAGCCGCCUUCCUCAGCCUCUCCCGCAUGUCGCCCGACGCCUUCCAUGGACAAUGUUCAGUCCGCACUGGUCAUCGGUGGCACUCUAUCUUCGUCCAGGCCCUCGACGAAGAUUGUUCGAGUGAGCGUGAUGGACGGCUGUCGAAGGAGGUUGUACGCACUCCGCGAUGCUAUGUACGGUGUGAGAGACAACCGUGGACCCAUCAGCGACGUGUGGAUUGUCUCCUCCACUGGUCGUUGCCCGCUUUCGGCGACACCAUAGCUGCUGCAAUCUCCGUGACAUUGCCGUCGCGAGUGUGUGGACCGGAUUUUCAGCUGGGAUAUGCGCAGUGUGGUUCAGGUGCCGACUGCCCUGAGGGGGGCGAUGAUGCUUCUGGGAGCCGUGCUUUUGGGGAGUCGCAAGAAGGCUCGCAAACCUCGUUACCGCGGUCGGGUCAUGGUUCACAGCGUAGCGAGAGAGGACGUGGUCGGCCGAGCAGCGCAGGUCGCACGGCGCCCUUGCGCACAAGCCCGCAGACGUGGGCUGAUUGUGAGGAAGGUGUGUCGCAGUUUGGUCCCAACCUUGACCGUGGCUCUGUCGAGGAGGUGAUGGGAUUGUGGGUCGGUCCGAAAUUACCAGAUGUUGUACUCCUCGAGCCGGUUAAGCUGCUUCAAUUGUUGGCAUUGUUUCAUUUGUAUUGCCUGUUUCAUGGUGGCGCAUGUCGUGUAAGCGUGGAAUCCAUAUUAUAUCCUACGCAGUUGUGUCGGUUGGAUCUUAUAUGCGAUCGGCGAUGCAAAUGGGCGUGGCACUCAGCGCUCAUGACCACAAAUGUGUACUCCUCUCGAUUGCAGGAACAACUGUAUCAUGUGACGGUCACCACAGGAUUGAAGUACACGCUCCUGGAUAACUUAUGUGUUGCGUUAGGGUUGUGCUCGAUGCACAAGCCCACGUUCUAUAAGUUCAUGUGCACUGAUGUUGAGGUGGAGGAGGGGUGCAAUUCCAAGGUUUGCAGGCAAGGACUGCGAUAUUGCGAGCUGGCAAUAGAUAUAGUCAUGCGUCGUGGGGAGCCAGUCACUCUGAUGGUUGACGGACGGUACGACUCUGCCAGAUCCGCGCAACAUUGCACUGUGACUCCCAUCGAGUACGAAACUCGCCUUGUUGUGGGUGUACACACGCUCCAUCAAAAAACGGAGCGCAAGGUGUCAAAUGCACUCGAGGUGUCGGCCGUUGUGCGACUUUUGCGGGGCCUGCUCGAAAGAGGGUUGAAGAUCAGGUGCGUUGUCUCAGAUGAUUGUGCGGCCUUGGGGCCACAAUUGCGAGCCAUGAAUAUUGAGUGCCAGAAAGAUUGCCACCACAAAAUAAAAAAUAUUCGCAAGCACUUCAGGGAUAUGUUGAAGCUGAAGGCCACGAAGAAAGUCAGUAACCCGCAUCAGUGCGUGUCGGAGUCACAACUUAUGCAGUUCACGAAGAAGGAGUUGAUGGAGGCUUUGACUGCCCGAUUCGGACCCGGUACUCUGACACCGAAGGAAAAGCGGUUGAAGAAAUCAGAAUUCGUCGCGGUUGUGAUGCAGAAGAUGUACCCAUACGAUUCUAUUACGAACAACCAGCAACUUACUGUUGAUCCUGACGAUGUCAUGGAGUUCCAUGCGCACGAGGUUGAGGACGCGGGGCGGUUACCGUUGUUUUCUCGUGAAGACGACAUGUAUGAACUCAUUCUGCAUGUUAUGGGGAAGCAAUGUAGCACGGACAUCACCUUGUACUACAUUGAGUUUCUUCAUACAUCAGCGGUGGAAACUUUUCAAGGCAUCAUUAUCAUUUACGUGAAGAAGUGGGCGCAUUUCGAGAAAUCCUACAGUGCGCGAGUGGCAAUCGUUGUUGUUCGGUGGAACACUCACUGCUUGCGCAACCCGAUUGAGUACUGUGCUCGCAUACCCGCCGGCACUUCCAUACGUCCCAUACCUGGUUUUAAUCGGCAUAAUGAGGCAGCAGACGACUCUUGGGUUGACCGGUUGGCAGCGUUCGUGUUUGGUUCGUCUGGAGUGUCGGAUUGGGCACGACGUCUUUUACAGAACGAGGAACGUCCUUAUGGAGGCGGGCCCGGGUCAUCGCCGCUUCCAUUGUCGCGCAAUCUCUUUGUCGGAGAUAGAGAUCUGCGUGUUGAUGUCGCAGAUGAUGCCGACUCUGGUUCGGACCACGAUGUCGUAGGGGACAACAACAUUUUCAUUGUGGACGAUGAGUUCGAGGAUAUUGUGAUUGCAGGUCAUGAUACGGGACAUGCAUCGAUCUGGGAUUCGGAGGGUGACAAUACAGAGCUGCAUAGCGAUUGACUUUCUCUGCCUAUCAGUUGUCAGUCAUUAGGAUGUUUAUAUCGUUUUCCAUAAUGUUGAUGCACGACAUGGUUGCACUUUCGG
Molecule: messenger RNA, 2869 nt
Organism: Chara braunii
Lineage: Eukaryota; Viridiplantae; Streptophyta; Charophyceae; Charales; Characeae
Source: the annotation of a GenBank genome assembly